AUGGCAACAGUAGCGACAGCGACAGUUAACGGCGCCAGCCGACUGGCCAGCAAAUGGCCCGCGCACGAUCUCGCCUCAGACACCUCCCUGACUCACAAUCUGCUGCGCACCUCCACUUUUGCCCCCUUCCAGCAGAGCGUCGCCCGUGCGGAGCAGAGCUUCGACGAGAUGCAGAAGAACGAUCCGCUGGCCCUGCAAAUAUGGAAGUUUUAUGCAAAAACGAAGCAGGCCCUGCCGCAGCAGGAGCGCAUGGAGAACAUGACCUGGCGGAUGAUGCACGUCAAGCUGAACAAGGCCAGGGCUGCUGCCAGUGCUGCAAAGACACAGCGCGUUUCCAGCGCUGCAGCCGCCACUGCUCCCAGCGGCAUUGCCCAAUUGCGCAAGAGCUCUGAGCAGGCUGCGCUGCAGUCUGAUCCGAUGAAUCUGGACGACUUUAUCAACAGCGACGACGCGGGAACCCCGGCUGGCCUGGGGCAUCAUUCUCCCCUGGACACCUCCCAGCAGGGAGACGAACGGUCGAGUCAUUCGACGGCCACGGCCAUCCCCAUCAAGGGCCGCAAGGAGCCUUUGCAGCAGCACUUCGUCCCACAGUCGGUGCCGGUCGCCGCUCACCAGAGAAUGCAGGACGAAUUUGGCUACAUUCCCCGGCAUCAACGUAAAACCAGCAUCGAUGAGACUGGGCAGCGGCAGACCCGGAAGCGCCCAGCAAACUUUUCCCCUCAUCUUGCCGCCGUCAACAGCAACAACAGCUUUUCAGGAAAUGGCCUGGAUGCUGACUCUGAGCUUCCCGAGUAUUCUCUUGAUACUUUGCAUCACCAGCAUGGUGUGAGCCAGCCGCCAGCCAACGGGGGCCUUCCUUUCCAACUAGACACCUUCCGCAUCAACAACGACACCAUGAUGGCCGGUGCGGGUACUUUCCAGACCGGUUUCUUCUCCCCCGUCACCUCUCCCUUGGUGCCACAUGACCCAUUCUCUGCCAUGUACAAUGGCAACAACAUGUCUAACAACCUGAUGACUGAUUACUACUCACCUCCUGGCUCUGCUCACCAAUCCAACGUUUCUACUCCUCACCCCCUGGGUGAAGGCGAUAACUUUUACUUCGGCUCGAUGGACAUGCGCCAGCAACGCCAGCAGCAGCCGUACAGAAACGGCCAGCCUAUUAUGGGCAACAACGCUAUGGGCCAGCAAUUCCCCUAUGGAAACAAUGCCAACGGCAAUUUGAUGUUCUCCACAGUGACACCUACCACGGAGGCCGCUCCUACGUUUAACACAACCAACACCUUUGGGCAUAUUGAUCCGACUCAAGUCUUCCAGCAAGAUCAUCGUUCUCCUGGCAUCAGCCUUGGCCAGGAGAGUAUUUUCACUUUCGGCGCAGACUCUGAUGAGGAGGAUGGUGGCGCUUUUGCUGACCGCAACCUUCCCCUGUCUCAGGAGUUCUCUCCUCGCAGCGUCGAUGAGAACAAUAUUGACAACUCGCUUUCUUGGGAUCCGUCUCUUCCUGGCAACUUUAGCACCCACGCCGCAAGAUAUCCCGCUGGGCCUCCCCGCAAGCAGGUGACCAUCGGAGGCACCACGACUGAUUAUGUUGACCCAGCUGGGGACUGGGAGAACGGAGGCUUGAACCGGACGCAGUCACAGCGUUUCCGUACCGCAAACAGCCGUCCAGAAAAGGUUCCCAGGCCGGCGUCCAUGGGAUCGCUGGCCAUGGCAGGCCAGAACAACCAGUUCACACAGCAGUCACGUACUUCACCACCAGUCGAUCAUCGUCAGGCUCAGGGCCAGGGUCAUUCGUCUGUGGCGCCUAGCCGGCCUUCUUCUCCUCAUCCAACCUCCAGAAACGCCUCGACGACCAAUCUGCAAGCUGCGGGAGAAACCCAGACCAAGAGCAGUGGCAACAGCAAUGGCAAUAACAACAACGGUAACCAGCCGACGACUUGUACCAACUGCUUUACUCAGACAACCCCUCUUUGGCGCCGCAACCCAGAGGGCCAGCCCCUUUGCAAUGCCUGCGGUUUGUUCUUGAAGCUGCAUGGCGUUGUUAGGCCGCUGAGCCUGAAGACAGACGUUAUCAAGAAACGCAACCGCGGUUCCGGAUCCGGCGUUAACGUUGGCGGCUCUAGCACUCGUUCGAGGAAGAGUGCCAGCUCGGCUAACCUUUCUGGCGGUAUCACCAAGAAGAGCUCUUCUCUGAACGUUUCAACUCUGGCCAACAACUCUCAAUCCAACCAAGCGAGCACUCCUCCUGCUACUCAAAACAAUGGUAAUGGUAACGACAGCCCAUCUGGUUCCAACAAUGCCUCUGGCAGCACUUCCACUGGCUAUACUGGUGGCAAAGGUGUCGUGCCUAUUGCUGCUGCUCCGCCCAAGAACACCCCCGGGCCCGGAGCCGGUUCUCUGUCGCGCUCUGCAACGGUCUCUGGAUCUUCUUCCAAGCGCCAGCGCCGUCAUAGCAAGAGUAUUCUCACCGGCGAGCAGACUACUUCGGCUGGCGGUUCCGGUAUGGAUAUCGACAGCCCAGAGAACUCGACUGGUUCGAACGAGGCUGCUGGUACUUCGUCCACGAUCCCAGUUUCUCGGCCCUUGGCAUCCAGCACAGCGCUGUCUGGCCUUGGUGGUGUCACGAGCAGCAGCUUCCUCAGCCUUGGCACCAACGCAUUUGGCGCCUCUUUACAACGGCCCAGUGGCGGGUUUGGCUCUGGUAUAUCCGGCUCAGGCGUGAGCAUGGGCAUGAACUUGCAAACAAGGUCCGGCCCGCAAGAGUGGGAGUGGUUGACGAUGAGCUUGUAG
Thermochaetoides thermophila DSM 1495 is the source of this 2787-nucleotide messenger RNA. RefSeq names its product putative sequence-specific DNA binding protein. The coding region runs from base 1 to 2787 and encodes 928 amino acids. Lineage: Eukaryota; Fungi; Ascomycota; Sordariomycetes; Sordariales; Chaetomiaceae. The transcript has 3 exons. Gene Ontology annotation, molecular function: zinc ion binding; DNA-binding transcription factor activity, RNA polymerase II-specific; RNA polymerase II cis-regulatory region sequence-specific DNA binding. The record is from RefSeq and is a predicted model, not a curated record. Gene Ontology annotation, biological process: positive regulation of transcription by RNA polymerase II; negative regulation of transcription by RNA polymerase II.